Messenger RNA from Achroia grisella, 870 nucleotides. RefSeq names its product YEATS domain-containing protein 4 (gene Gas41). Gene Ontology annotation, biological process: regulation of DNA-templated transcription. The transcript has 4 exons. The record is from RefSeq and is a predicted model, not a curated record. NCBI's taxonomy places the organism in Eukaryota, Metazoa, Arthropoda, Insecta, Lepidoptera, Pyralidae. The coding region runs from base 130 to 828 and encodes 232 amino acids.
CAUUAGUCUGGUUCAUUUGUUUUGUUUAUAUUAUUUAGUGUUUUCAAAUAAUUUCUUUAUAAAAAAUUAACAUUUUUUUCACCUGUUUUAAAUAAAACCUUCAAGCUGUCGGGCAAAAUCGAUAUUGACAUGAGUUUACCGACGGAUUUUGGACCAGACUCAGGAGGCAGGAUAAAGGGUUUGGUGAUAGUAAAACCCAUUGUUUAUGGUAACGUUGCCAGAUAUUUUGGUAAGAAACGUGAAGAGGACGGUCACACGCAUCAAUGGACUGUGUACGUAAAGCCGUACGCCAACGAGGACAUGUCGGCAUAUAUAAAGAAGAUCCACUUCAAGUUACACGAGAGUUAUGCGAACCCAAACAGAAUAGUAACCAAACCUCCAUAUGAGCUCACAGAGACAGGUUGGGGAGAGUUCGAAAUAGUUAUCAAGAUUUACUUCCAUGAUCCAAAUGAAAGGCCGGUGACACUAUACCACAUUCUCAAGCUAUUCCAAUCACCAGUAACAGAGGGAGCACCACCAACAGUUGGCAGGGCAUUAGUUAGCGAGUCAUACGAGGAGAUAGUAUUCCAAGAGCCAACACAACUAAUGCAACAUUUAUUAAACAGUAUAAAGCCCAUUUCUAACGGACAAUGGACACACGAAACAGAUUUUGAAGAGAAGAAAGAGAAAACGUUAGAAAAAAUAUUAGCCGCUCAAACCAAAGUGAGAAGUGAAAUCACAGAGUUAAAGGAGAAACUGCACCUAGCUAAAGAGACGAUAGCAAAAUUUAAAGAAGAAAUUGCCAAAGUACAAAAUAAUAGUAAUGCCAACUUGUUAACUGCAAUAUAAUCGUACCUUAUACCAUUUUUUAAAUAUAAUAUACACAUUAAG